Molecule: messenger RNA, 1452 nt
Organism: Clarias gariepinus (North African catfish)
Lineage: Eukaryota; Metazoa; Chordata; Actinopteri; Siluriformes; Clariidae
Gene: sirt3
Product: sirtuin 3
Exons: 9
Coding region: 120-1178 (352 amino acids)
Molecular function (GO): NAD+ binding
Source: RefSeq, a predicted model, not a curated record
AAAUUCUCAGUCCAACUGUGCAUUUAUUUCAGCAAUUACGGUAAAGCGUCAUAUGUGUCAUUAGAACAACCAUAACACAGUCGGAUCAAAGUGACAUUACUAUGCUCUAUUAAUUAGUCAUGAUAUCGUUGCUGAGACGCUGUGCUAUAUAUAUCAAAAGUAAUGGAGGAUUAUUCACAGGCAAAGGUCUAUCAAGGAUACAAGUUAUACAUGAGAAGAUUUCAGGCAAUGUUCAGAAGCUAGAUCUGGAGGGACGUGGACACUCUGGUGUUUUGGGAUGUUGGAGAAGCUUUCAAAGACGUUUUUUUGGAGGAGGCCAUGGUGGUGCAGAACAGAAAAUGACUUUAGAGGAUAUUGCGAAAGGAAUCAAAGAACGAGAGUAUAAACGGAUAGUGGUGAUGGCUGGAGCAGGGAUUAGUACUCCAAGUGGAAUUCCAGAUUUCAGAUCACCCGGUAGUGGCCUUUACGACAACCUCCAAAAGUACAACCUUCCCUAUCCUGAGGCUAUUUUUGAGAUCAACUAUUUCCAUUACAACCCUAGACCUUUCUUUGCCUUGGCAAAAGAGCUGUAUCCUGGUAAUUAUCGCCCCAAUCUGACACACUACUUCAUCCGGCUUCUUCAUGACAAAGGCCAGCUGCUCAGGAUGUACACUCAAAACAUCGACGGGCUGGAGAGAAUGUCAGGAAUCCCAGCUAAGAAGUUAGUGGAGGCACACGGGACGUUUGUGACAGCCACAUGCACAGUUUGCCGUCGAGAAUACCAAGGAGAAGACCUGCGUAGUGAUGUAUUAGAAGGAACAGUGCCUCACUGCUCUCACUGUAAAGGAGUCAUUAAGCCUGAUGUUGUGUUUUUUGGUGAAGAGCUGCCACAGCACUUUUUCCUCUACCUCACCGAUUUCCCCUUGGCGGACUUACUGAUUGUAAUGGGGACGUCAUUAGAGGUGGAGCCAUUUGCCAGCUUAUCUGGAGCUGUGCGAGGUUCUGUGUCUCGCCUCCUGAUAAAUCGUGACCUGGUGGGACCCUUUGUCUCAGGCGUUUCACGUCACACUGACGUGGCCGAGCUGGGUGAUGUAGUGAGCGGCGUGAGGAAACUGGCAGACGCUUUGGAUUGGAUGCCUGAGCUGGAGGCUCUUAUGACAGAAGUAGGUCAAAAGGCUUCAAAGAAGAGCGAAGAAUGACCAUCCAGACGUGAGAGCCCAGCUUCAUUUCUCGCGUCUCCUCAGUCAUUUUGUGGGACUUUACCAACCGUGACAAAAUUGAACUGAAUUGAACGCAGCACUUGGAGGCUCGGCUCACUGCAUUAGUCUCCCUUUGUAGCUUUACUGGUUGUUUUACAGCCAAGUUAAUGAGAAAUUGUUAAUGGGAUGAAAGAUGAGCUGUUUAAAUGUGACAUUCUUUUCAGGUGAUUUAAAAUUUUUAUUUAAUGUAUUAAAUAUAAAGAUUGUAGGUCAC